Molecule: messenger RNA, 1011 nt
Organism: Solenopsis invicta (red fire ant)
Lineage: Eukaryota; Metazoa; Arthropoda; Insecta; Hymenoptera; Formicidae
Exons: 1
Coding region: 450-986 (178 amino acids)
Source: RefSeq, a predicted model, not a curated record
GACGAAAGACGAAGAAAAGACGAAAGACGAAGAAAAGACGAAAGACGAAGCAAAGACGACAGACGAAAAACGAAAGGACGAAAGACGAAGGAAAGACGAAAAACGUGAAGAAACAGUCAAGAAAACGAGUAAGCAAGAAUCGAGAACGUUCGAGAAAAUCAGGGAAAAACGCAAGACGAGAGACAAAGAGGAGCAGACGGAGUAGGGAAAAGAGAGACAAACAACGAGUAGGUAAGAAUCAAGAACCUUCGAGAAAACGGGGGAAAGACGUGGAAAAAAAAACGGAGUAGGAAAAAAGAGAGACAAACGAAUAGGCAAGGAUUGAGAACAUUCCAGAAUCCAAAAAGAGAACAUAUAUACGAACAACGCACGUGUGACCGAGAACAUUCCAGAGCCGAACACAAGAACUCCAAUUGCCGUUUGUGAAAGUAAAAUCGAUAGACGAAAUUAUGGAGCAAUUAGGGCAAAUACCUACAAUAAAACAAAAAAUUGCUACAGCAUCUCGAGCAGUGAUAGUGGUCAUGCAUAAAUUUAUUUUCGAGGAAGACGGAGAUAGGAAUAACCGGCGGCGGUUACGAGAGUUCCGCGGGUUUGAAUUUAGCGACGACUCUGCCGAGUUCAGAGCUAAACUUCAAUAUGCUAUGAGAUUUUCAAUAGGCGAUUUAAUAUCAAUUUGCAAUAUUCUUGACAUUGCAUACAACGGGAAUGCUGAGCAAUUAAGAGAGCGGAUAGUGAGGGCCCUGAUGGAUAUAGGAUCUUUGCAAUCGACGAGGACGAGGAUGACGAGGAGGACGUUGACAACGAGGGUGAUGGAAAUAACGUCGAGAAUGAUACCUACGGGAUCAACGAUGAAGAUAAUGACGAGGAUGCUGAUGCCGACGAAGAGGGAGGAGGCACAGUCAGUGUGGAACGAGGAAACAAUCGUCGAUCUGAAAGAGAUAGGAGACAAAGAAAUGCGAAUAAUGACUCUAAACAAUUUACUUUGAGCUAUAAAGAUGUUGAGGAUUCGGU